AAAGAAAAACAGGUAUAGGAGCGAGGAGUGUCUGUCGAAUUUCGCGUCAAAAAUAUACCAAAAAUCAACAAUAAACUAAAGCACAAUUCGAAAAUAUUUGUUUAAUACCAACUAAUCAACUAAAAAAUUAACGAUUCGAAUAGAAUUUGCAAUUAUUUCGCGUUGAAAAAAGCAUUUGCAAAAAAAGAAAUAGAAAAGGUGUUGCUUUUUUUGUGUGGUGAUUUUAUGAAGAAAGAAAAGCAUAAAAGAAGAAACGAAACGAAAUAAAGUGAGAGAGAGUGUGUUGGAAAAAAAUGAGAAAUAAUUUUGCUAUGUCAUAGCAGCAAAGUGAGUGUUGGUUUGCCGAGAGAAGAGUGGAAUAUACAAAAAAGUUAAUGCAGAUUUGACAACUGCUGUCAAAAAAAAGAAGAAAAAAAAAUUCGACGACGACAGAGCUUAAAAGAAAUUUUUGUGCUAAAACUUGGCAAUUUUUUCGCCUGAAUCUUUUGAAUAAAUUGUGAAUGAGUGAAGUUCAAAUGAGGUAGUGUUAAUUUAAGAAUAAAACAACGUUAAAUUAUUCCAAAGAAGAGAAGAAAUUAGAGAAAUUGUAAACAGCUGACACACCAUACACAAGUAACGGUGGACAAACAUAUUAAAAUAAAAGUGACGACGUUGACAGUGCUGCUAACAAACGCUGCCGCUGCCAACGAAACCUCUACGCCCACCGCUCUGCCUUUCUGUUGUUGGUCGGUCGGCUGGCUGGUCGAUGUUGUAUGAGAGUGAAUCAUUUUUUGCUUCUCAGAUUUUCUUCUUUCUUGUACUGAACCGACUGGCAGUGUGUGACUGGCUUUGAAGAAAAUGUUUCAUUCAAAGUGCAGUUAUAAUUCUCUGUAAUGGACGGACACUGAACUUCUUCUUGGUUGAUGGUUGGUAAUUUGCCGCUACGCUAACGUCGUCCGUCAUCCGUCGUCUAGCCUCCAUCAUCAAUAAACGGCGAUUGCAUUUAGUAAGCCACUUUUUACUGCAACUUGCUGUGUGUGGCAGCCAGCAAGCCGAAGAUAAUCAUCUAAUUACUUAAGAAGAAAACUAAUCAAAGGAGGGGACCUAGAAGAAAAGCCAAAAGCACAGCAAAGAAGACAACAAAACAAACAUCCAAACGAGCGACCAUUCAUCCAAUUGAUACGCCGACGACGGCUCCUAAAAACACAUCACAUCAACGGAUUGGCGAAAAUUUUUGUUCAUGGUGUCACGGUGAAAGUAAGCAAGCGGAAAGAAGUUACAGACACGGCACACGCUACAACAACAGUUGAAAAAACCUACAAUAUUCCAUUUUUUUCUAUGUGGAAACGCCUGCCCUGCAAAUAUUACUGUGCUGCUGCAUGUUAGCUACUGGCUUAAGCUGGCCACAUAAUAGCAUAAGAAACGGAAAAAAUUGGUAGUCGGAAGGAGCAUUUGUUGUGGAGUGGUGGUGUUUGUUGGAAGUCGAGGAGAAGCAAAAGAAGAAGAAUCAGUAGCUGAAUAAACGUCACUCCUCUCUGACUUCAUACAAUCCUAUCCCCACACACGCACACACUACGCUGCCGCUGCACAUUUAUUGUUGCUGCUUCUAGUCAAAAAUCAUUGGGGGCUGUUUUGCUUGACUUCGCUGCCAGCAAAAACAACAAAACAAAUUCCUCGGUAUUGAAAGACAGGCGAUUUUUGUGUCUAUUUGAGUGUGUGAACGACGAAAAAAUAUUACACAAAAAUUCAACAUUAACAUCAUCAUCAUCGUCAUCACCAGCAACAACAACAGAAACAACAUUGCCGCAGCACAAUGGAUGAGACUCAAGAAAUUCGUCAGGCCCGCUAUCGUGCCUCGGUAAAAUGGUUACUCUCCAAAGCCUACAACAAUCGUGUACCGGACAAUUUAAAGGAGCCAUUCUAUCGCGAUCACGAAAAUCAGGAACGAUUAAAACCCCAAAUUGUUGUUGAUUUAGCAAAUGCCACAAUCUAUUGUCAAACCUUGUCGAAUUUAUAUUCAGAUCCAAAUUACCAAAGCCUUAAUCAUUGGUCGAUACUGCAGACAUUGGCCCGCAAAGGUGUACCCGUCAACGAGACAAAGGAUAUGCCAUUGACCGAAACCGUUCUCAUACAAACAAAUCCACUGAGGAUUGUGGCCCAUAUAGCGGUUAUAGAAUCAUUGAUGUUGUUGUAUGCCAAGGAAAUCACAUCAAAUGAGAGGGUCAAUAAUGCCAUUAAACGUAUAUCGGGUAAUGUUAAUCCCCAGCUGGCCAGUGGUAAUGUCGAACAAACCAUACUCUCAUGGGUGUCGCAUACAUGUGCGGCGCUAAAGAAACGCAUCGAAAGGGAUGUGCAAACAUCCUUGGAUGAGGAUAGUACCAAACGUUUGCAGUCUCUGGAUAUACCACCCGUUCGAGAUUUUCAAGACUUGUGCGAUGGCAUUUGCCUGGCCCUAUUGAUAUCGUACUAUUGUCCCAAGGUAUUGUCGUGGACAGAAGUUCGUAUCAAUUAUUUGCCUGCCGUUGAAGAUUCCAUACACAAUGUGUUGCUAGUUAGCAAUUUUUCACAGAAAUAUCUGCCAUACAAUGUGUUCCAUAUGCUACCCGAGGAUGUCACCUAUAUGAGGGGCUCAAUGAAAUUAAAUCUCCUAAUCCUACUGGCUGACCUCUUCAAUUUGUUUGAAAUCCAUCCGGCCAAUUGUGUCAGUUAUCCUGGCAUGGAUUCAGCUGAGAUCAUCGCCAAACAAAAUGCCGGUGCCAAUGAACAUGGAAUAUAUCAUCGUCGUGGUUUAACAAUGCCAACAGUGAUACCAAUACCAGAUCUAAGAAGUGAAUUAGAUCAACCCUCUAGCUCGCCAACGACACGACCUCAGUUUCAAGUAACGUAUACACAUACGGCGAGUGGCUUUAUCCAUAAACCUGCUGCAUCUUUUCACCAUCAACAACAACAACAACAAUUACAGCAAACACAACAAUCACAAAUCCACCACGAUCCCCACCACCAUAAUAUGGCCGAAAAUACUCCUGAAGCAUUUGUUGUGCACAAAUCACGUGGCGUUACCACAUUAUCUACCAUGCAUAUGCAACAACAACAACAACAGCAGGAUCCACUAAUGCCCGCCCGUCUAAGACAAGCAAAAGAGAAGUCAAACACCGAAACGAAGGCCGAUGAAAGAGGUGACAAUGUUCCAGCCGGCCGGCCCAGUAAUUGGGAUCAGCAUCGCAGACCUAGUUAUGCAGGCCGCCGUUCCCGUCGCAAUUCUUCCAGUGAAGAUUCUCAAUUGACAAUUGAAAAUUUUGGUGGCUCUCAGGAUCAGUUGAAUGCCAUUGAUCGUUUCGACAGAGGUGAUCGAGAACGUAAACUAUCCAAUACCACUAUAGAACAUGUGGUCCCCGUUCGUUCUUCCAUAGCCGAUGCCCGGGGCACCUUACAGCUGGGCUAUGACACCGAUUCUGGGUCGGAAAAGCAAGAUCACGAUACAGAGAAACAACAGCCGCUGAAACGGCAACCAAGCUGUGACAAUGUCAAUCUUGCUGCCAAAAAUAAUGGCACCCUAUCACAUGCCAACAGUGCCACAAAUGUGCCACUACAACAACAACAACAGCAACAAAAACAACAUUCGAAUAGUCCCGAAAUGCUGGCCGGCGAUGAACCACCCAGGGAAAGAGAUCCAAAUGCCACACUCACGCGAAAAUCCUCAAAUGCCAGCAUGCACAUGAAACCCCAAACGAAUUGGCAAAAUAAAACAAGUGAUCUUUACGAUGACGACACCCGAUCCCAAGAGAGUGCUUAUAAAUUGUCAAAUAUACGCAUGAAACUGGAAGAACGUCGGCGCAUGAUUGAACAGGAUAAGCGGCGAAUUGAAAUGGCUCUGAAUCGUUAUCAGGAAAAGCUAAAUCAAGACGACCUAAUGGCCGAUGAUUACAUGAAAUGGGAAACAAUGAGCAAUGAUUCGAAACGUACAUCAGACAUUGAUCCCAUGGAAUUGGAUAAGUAUCAACAAAGCAUCGCUAUUAUGAACAUGAAUCUGCAAGAUAUUCAACAAGACAUACAAAGGCUAGCCACUCAACAAAAUCAGAUACAGGCCCAACAAAUGCAAGCCCAACAGUUGCUGCAGGCUCAACAGAUUGCCAAUAUGUUGAAUCAGCAACACUCAAAUUUUGGUUCCCAACAACAUUUGGCCGAUCCCUAUCCGCCACGGCCUCUGCAACAACAACAGAACUUUGGCUCUUCACCCCAUUUGCCGCAGUCCUUUAACAGCGCUGUCAAUCCCUAUGGUUCACGACCACCCAGCCGUGAUCCCUACCAACAAAUGCAGACCAUGCCGGUACAGUACAUGAACGACAGCACACCACCCUAUAACAUGUACGGUGGUGGUCAGCAGCAACCAUCGAUGGUGCCACAGUCCCAAUACAAUACCAUGAUGUCGACGCAUUACAAUGACAACAAUGUCGUGCCUUACAACAACAGCAGCAGUAAUCAUAACUAUGGACCACAGCCGCCGCAUCAUCCAGCCCAACAACAGCCACCACCACAACCAGCACACCAACAACCAUACAUUCCGCGUCAAAGUAUUUACGAUGAUUAUGCCCCACCACCACCAGCACACCACCAAUCGAUGAUGGGUCGUGAGCCCAACAUGUCACCACAGCCGAAUAACUAUUAUGGCCAUGAGGCUCCACCUCAGGCGAAUGUCUAUGCUGGUCCACCGCCAACGCAACGGAGAACCUGGGCCCAGCCCUCGUUUGAUGCCAUGCAACAGCAAAUGGUGGAUGUGAAUGCCUGGCAAAGACGUUCCCAGAAAUCGGAAGAUGGUGGUCCUAGCUGGGGUAGUCCCCAACAGGAUAAUCACAUGCCUCAGCAGUCACAUCACCGCUCGUCGAUACACCAGAAUGGUGAUAGUCAACAGCACAUGCAAAUGUAUCCGGUCCACUCAUCGCCAGUGCACAGUCAGCGUGGUAGCAUGGGUGGUGGCGGCGGUGUACAACGUCAGCAAUCCAUGACCAAUUUGAGAGAGACUCGAUCACCAAUUGUUGUUCCCAAGGCCUCGUCGGCACCCACACCACCGGAAGAUGUCAUGGCACCCCAGAGUAUUUGUUUCAUUGGCGAUGAGGAUGACAUUGAUGAAAUUGAACGGAAUGUCAUUGAGAAAAUGCAAAGCACUGGGCUGUCAGAAUACAGUUUUCCCAUACACCACCACCAUAAUAGUUCCCAACAACAACAACAGCAGCAGCAACAGCAACACUAUCAGCGGGAUGAACAAUACACAUAUGAUGAUUAUGGCGGUGGUGGUGGUCACCCGGAUAUGAUGCCCCAGAAACUCAAUAUAACCAGUGGUAAUCUUACCUACAGGAUUCCAUCUCCACAACGUCCACAACUCCAUCCAAAUAGCUUCCAGGAUCCUCGUUCAGCUGAGAAGAACAAUAGCAAUGCCGAAAAAGGCUUCUAUAUCUCCUUCGAUGAUGAUCAGCCCAAAAGACCCAAACCUCCAUUACGCGCCAAACGUUCACCCAAAAAAGAAAAAAGCCUUGACAGUGUUGAUCAUCAGACACUGAACAGUGGCGAUUCGAGCAGUGGCAAUCUAAAAGAUUACCACGAUUCCCCGUUCAGCAAAGAGGUCAACGAACCGAAAUUCAAACCAAAAAUCCAUCAGUUGAACUACAGCGAAAGCGGUAGCCCCAAAUCAACAUCGAUGGAUAUAAACAAGGCCACAUACAACAAAUACACCGACAGUCCCAUACAAUUAAGUCAGGUUAUGUCCGCCGGGGACAAUAAACAGUUUACGUCUUCGUCGUCGUCGUCGCACAACACAAGUAAUAAUCACAAUCAACCACAAACUCCUCCGCCGUCAGUUGCUUCCACAUCGCCCACACAUGUUGUGAGCAGCAGCAGCAGUAGUCAAGCCCUAGAGAAUAGUCGAGGUGAAAAAACGAAAAGCAAAGCUUUAAUUAUUGGCACCGAUGCCACCAAUUUAGAUCCGGAAUCCGUGGAUGAAAUGGAACGCCGCAAGGAGAAAAUCAUGCUGAUGUCCUUGCAACGUCGCCAACAACAGGAGGAGGCCAAGGAACGCAAAGAACAGGAGGCUGCACGUAAACGUGAACUCGAACGUGAAAAAGAGGAGGAGAAGCAACGCAAAAAGGAAGAACAAAUGGCUCGCAGAGCGGCAAUAUUGGAACAGCAUCGCCUCAAAAAGGCUCUGGAAGAAGCGGAACGGGAGGGCAAAACAAUAGACCGCAAUGACAUUGCCCUCAAGCCGAGCACACAAACGAAUACUAUAUCUAGGACACGCCAAAAGAGUACACGACCACGUCCCAAAACCAUACAUGUGGACGAUGGUUCUGCUGUGGAUAUAAGUGAAGCUUCCAGCCUAUCUAGUCGUGGUAAAAAAGGCUCGAGUUCGAAUAUAACAGGUUUAGGCCAAUUAAGUUCGAACUCAAUGAGACGAGACUAUUACCGAGGCUCUCAAGACUCCCUCACAGUGAAAGAAUCACCGGAUGAAUACCCGAGUACUAGUUCAACACCGAUUGGACGCCGGGGAUCCUAUAAGUUGUGUAAAGAACCAAAUGUCGAACGAGGUCGUACUCUAUCACGUAUAUCUGUAGCCAAAGGAAGUACACUAAAUUUCCGUGGGCGAAAAUCAAAUUCGCUUAUGAACCUGUGCGAUUCUGGCAUAGGAAGAGCCACGCCACCACGUCGAGCCCAAUCGCCCGGUAUUACCACACUACAUAGACAUAUGCCUUCACCCUCAGGUCCUGGCUCAUUGCCGGGCUUUAUGACCAAACGACGUGGCAUGAUGGAUGAUGGAUCUAGCGAUAUGUCAUCGACGGGCAAUUUAAUGAUGGACUAUUCGGGACCGAAGUUGUACAAACAACCAGCUGCCAAAUCGAAUCGUGGCAUCAUUUUAAAUGCCGUCGAAUAUUGUGUGUUCCCCGGAGCGGUGAAUCGUGAUGCCAAACAAAAAGUUCUAGAGAAAAUUGCCCGUUCGGAGGCCAAACAUUUCCUAAUACUGUUUCGUGAUGCCGGCUGUCAAUUUCGGGCAUUGUACAGCUAUACACCCGAAACGGAACAGGUUGUCAAGCUGUAUGGUACAGGACCUAGUCAAGUGGAUGAAGUUAUGUUUGAUAAGUUCUUUAAGUAUAACUCUGGCGGAAAAUGUUUCUCCCAGGUCCAUACAAAACAUUUAACCGUCACCAUUGAUGCUUUUACCAUACACAAUUCCCUGUGGCAGGGCAAAAAAGUUAAUCUACCCAGUAAAAAAGACAUGGCUUUGGUUAUAUAAACAACAAAAGAAAACAAAUGUAGACAGAAUAUUGGAAGAAUAUCAUUAUUUCCCGUUUGCGCCCCAACUACAAAUAUUGGCCCAUCUUUCAUCUGCUGCUGCAAAAAAAAAACAAAACUAGAAGGAAAAAAACCAACCCCAGCAUCUAUACAAUUUAUAAGAAUAUUCUAUGCUUGCUAAUAGGUGUGACAGCAUUGAAUGUAUUUAACAACAACUACUAGAACACAAAACAAAAAAACACACAGUCUUAACUACUACCAAAAAUUAAAACAAAAA
Molecule: messenger RNA, 7534 nt
Organism: Musca domestica (house fly)
Lineage: Eukaryota; Metazoa; Arthropoda; Insecta; Diptera; Muscidae
Gene: Patronin
Product: patronin
Exons: 25
Coding region: 1793-7258 (1821 amino acids)
Biological process (GO): negative regulation of microtubule depolymerization; neuron projection development; cytoplasmic microtubule organization
Cellular component (GO): microtubule minus-end
Molecular function (GO): microtubule minus-end binding; spectrin binding; calmodulin binding
Source: RefSeq, a predicted model, not a curated record